Messenger RNA from Ctenocephalides felis (cat flea), 1716 nucleotides. RefSeq lists its product as uncharacterized. Bases 1 to 1716 code for a protein of 571 amino acids. Lineage: Eukaryota; Metazoa; Arthropoda; Insecta; Siphonaptera; Pulicidae. The transcript has 5 exons. The record is from RefSeq and is a predicted model, not a curated record.
AUGGGAAGAAUUACAAGAAGCAAUGCAAAGACAAUAACUCAUAAUACUACCGCUUCUCGAAGAGCUAAACAAUUAACUGAUUCAAAGAAACCUUCAGCGAGAAAGUCUAAAGCGAUAGAAAGUUUGGUAUCAAACGUGUUGAAAAAAGCAAAUGAUAGCAGAAACAAAUCUCAGGGCCAAUUGAUUAAUAACUCAUCUUUAAUAGGUAGAAAUAAACUUAUUAAUAUUGAUGAAAUAAAAAGUACUAAUAAGAAUGCAUGUAAAAUUUUAAAUGACGAUGAUGAAAAUAACAGCUCAAAUACAAAAUUAGAACAGCAUGCUGUCUUAAAACCAGAUGGUAGAAAUAAAGCCGCGAACAAUAAUUUAGGUAUUGACCGAGUUUCCAGGUAUUCAAAAAGGAAUAAUGCUGCUCUUUCCGCACAGGAAGUUAAAAUCACUAUUGCGAAUGAUCAGAAAGAAGUGCUUGAUGAAAUAAAUGUCAUAGAAAAAGAGGCAGCGACAACAAUUGGAAUGCAAUUUUCUAAUGCCAUUUCCAAUAAAACACCAGUUUAUAAAAAAAAUAUAAGUAAUAAUAUUACAAGUUCCAGGCGAAUAACACGCCAAAUUGAUCACUUGUAUGAUUUAGAUGUAUCUAAUGAGCCUUUAAAAGCAUUUAAGAAAACUCGUGAUGGCUUUAAAUUGAAAAAAACUAUACAACACAGAACACAAAAACCAAAGAAAUGCAUAAAAUCUAAUCAACCAUUACCAGAAAAUAAAAAAGAUAGUACUAAAAAAGUUAUUGGUACAGAAAAAAUGCUUGAACUAAGUAGUAUGGGAAAACAAACAGAGACCGAUAAUUAUAGCCCUGGAGGAUAUGAAAAUAGUAUUGAAAUCAAUGAAAAUAUGCACACAAAUAAAGAGAUCCAAUCUGUCAAUGAGAUAGACAUGGAUGACCACUCUCACAAUGAUUUGGACGAUAUUGAUACUCUGAGUGAUGUCUGGCCUAUGAUUUCUACACCCAUAUCAAAUAUGAAAAACAUGAGAAAAAACCUGCAUGAAUCCGUGAAUUUUGGUUCACCCAUAAAUAAUAAUUCAAAAACAGAAAAUGCUUAUAAUACUCCUUGGAGAGUAAUGGGUUUUGAAAGUAAUAGAUUACCUGCAAAUUUUCCUGUUAAAAAAUCAUUGUUGCCUAAUUACCAAAAAGAUACAUCAUUAAGAUUUUCUACAUUAGGAUCAGAAACAUUAAAGACAAGUCUUCCACAAAAAAUUUCACCAGUUAAAUUAUUUGAAGAUGACUUUACAGCACAUGAUAAUUAUAUUUUGAAGACUCAGAACUUAUUGAAUCCACAAAAAAGUCUAAUAAUGAGCAAUUCUUCUGUAAAUGAAAAUGAAGAAAGUAUUGAGAAUGAAAUAUUGAAUGAAGAAGUAAUAGCAAAUAAUUGCGAAGAAAAUAGAAAUCAAAUUAAUGUUUCUAAAAGUAAAUCUUUCGAUAAAGAAAAUAAUCCGGAUAGUAUCAAUAAUAUAUUUAGCUUUGAUUCUAUAAAUGAAGAAAAUAGAAAUCAAACUAAAGGUAAAUCUUUCGAUAAAGAAAAUAAUCCGGAUAGUAUCAAAAAUAUAUUUGGCUUUGAUUCUAUAAAUGAAGAUGUAAAUGUUUUGAAGGAAGUUAAUGAAAAUGUGCCUAGAACAACUAGAGUUUCUUUAAGAGAAAUUAAAAAUAGACAGAUAAUCAAUCCAUAA